Molecule: messenger RNA, 4206 nt
Organism: Ambispora leptoticha
Lineage: Eukaryota; Fungi; Glomeromycota; Glomeromycetes; Archaeosporales; Ambisporaceae
Source: the annotation of a GenBank genome assembly
AUGUCUUCUGAAGAUUCUACCAAAGAAAUACGUCAUCGAGGAGGAACUUCACCUGAAUCUAUCGACGUUUCUUCUUCCACCUCAGGAUUUACUCGCCGCAGAAGAAUUCGCAAGUCCCGUGUACAAAGACUUUUUUCUUCAAUAAAAUGGGUGGUAUUAGCUUGGUUUAUUACAUUCUGGUUUGACGUAUAUGACGGGAUUACAGAGGUUCUGGGGCGAGAAGAGUCAUAUUCAAGAACCCUUUUUCAUUUGUCUUUAUUAUCAUUAUCAAUAACUUUUGGGAUAUUCUGUCACUUGCAAUUUAUUCGGCCAAUAUUUCUUGGCGAACCACCGCCGAAUUAUGGAGCAUUGGAACAGGAUGCGACUUUGCGAAAAUAUAUACCGAUCGCUGCGUUUACAAUGUUAUUUGGAUUCGUGGGAUUAUGCGUGAGUUUAUGGGAAAUUUGGCACUUUUGGUCUCCUUUAAUUGUUGUCAGUUUGAUUUGGAGAGGACGGAAUACUGGCAAACGGGAACAUUUCUCAACCUCGUCUUGGUUCCCUUUAACUAAAAGGUCCGAGUUGAAUUCGGAAAUUUACUCUGAUAACGCGACUAUUUUCCAAAGCGAUAUAAGUCUGUUAUCUGAGCAAUGCGACUAUAUAUAUGACCACGAGGAUCGGUGCGCGUUUGUACGCGAGCAUUGUGAAAGCUUUACAUCUGGAUUGUUAAAUUAUCUCGAUUUCUAUUUCUGUGGUUUAAAUACUUUGAAAUUUCCAAUAUUAGUGAUACUCUUUAGUUGGCUGCUUUUCCUCUUCGGAUUUGUUGGUGUUGCUGCUUCCGAUUUCUUUUGUCCUAAUUUAAGUACUAUUGCUGCAAAACUUCAUUUAUCGGAAAGUAUGGCAGGUGUAACCUUUUUAGCAUUUGGAAAUGGAUCCCCGGAUCUUUUUAGUACUUUUAGUGCUGUAACAAAUAAUUCAGGCUCUCUAGCCUUAGGAGAACUCAUCGGCGCUGCGAGCUUUAUUUCUUCAAUAGUUGCCGGUUCUAUGGCCGUAAUAACACCUUUUCGAGUUACAAGGGUUCCGUUUAUUCGUGACGUGUUGUUCUUCACCGGGGCAAUUGCUAUUGUCUUUUUUAUUAUUAUGGAUGGCGUGAUUCAUUUAUGGGAGAGCGCGUUACUGGUUAUUUAUUAUUUUAUAUAUGUUAGUGUGGUGGUGGUUGGUGCUUGGUGGAUGAAAAAUAAAAAGAAAAAAAACUGGCUUGAGCAGAAAGCAAGAGAAGAAUAUACAAAUUCAUUGGAAGUUAGGCAAACAGAUUAUCUUGGAAAACACAUAGAUGAGGAAUAUGAUGAUGAUCAAGAUGCGUAUGGUUACAACACAUAUAGUGAGACAGAUCUUUUAUUACCAGAGGUAGAACACGAUGUGACUUAUGAUGGAACAACGAGUCCAAUCUCAAUGACUUCACUUGCUCAUCAUGCAGAUAAUCCGGAAUCAAAUGAAUAUUUCACACCAUCCUCAUAUAUAUCUAUGAAUGAUGUUGUUGAUCAAUCGUUGGGCUUCCAUCACCCGUCAGCGCGAUCCGCAGGAAGACCUUUACAUCGUGGGUUGCGACCAUCGCUAUUUGGAGCCAUCGAGUUUCGAGAUGUAGUGAAAUCUCUGAAAUUAGAUAGUAAUGCCAGAGCGCUUGGUGCAUUUGGGCGUAGUUAUACCUUCGAUUUCUAUAAUAGAGGACCCGGAACUACUAACCUAACAAGAAGUCGAACAUUGCCAACCCCUAGGAACGAUAUACGUCGAAGACGUUCAUGGGUUAACUUUGGAGUUUCAGUGCCAAUUGGUCAAUUAACUGAUGCAAAUAGUGAACGUCCAGUUCCGAGACGACAUCAUAGUACAUCUGAUUUACAUAAUAGCGCACAAACAUCAUCGACUCUAUCCCCGGUAAAUGAUGAUAAUCAACAUUUAAGGGUGCCCUCAGAAAGUGACAGACGCAGACCUCCGCGUUUAUUGUUGAUUCCUCCAACCCCCCAAGAAGGGAGAAGUCCGUCACUUUCUCCCAGUAGGGUCAACUCACCAUUGCUUCUUACAAGCUCGCCAGUUUCGAUGUCACCUAAUCAAUAUCCUUUUCCAGGAAGUCGAUCACCUUCUGAAAUCUCUCUUGAAGAAUCUCCUCCACUUUCUCCUACUUCAGCUUCAGAAUUACCCGGACCACCACCUCCGUCGCCUGCACCGUCACUUUCAUCUCCUACACAGUCUUUCACUUAUCCAUCAAUUAAAUCAUCAUCUCGUCUAUCAAAUAUUUGGGACAAUAUCCAACCAAUAAUAUUUCCAUCCCUCGAAGGAUUCUCUAAAAAAUCUGCAUUCGCCAAACUCAUUGCAUUGUUGGCAUGUCCUGCUAUCUUAUUGCUCGCUCUUACAUUACCUGUCGUUGAUGCUGACGAGAUUAAAUUGCAAGAAGAAGAAAAAAAACAAGAAACUAAUGAAUCCGAAAUUCCCACUAUUAUAAUUGAGGGCCAAGAUCUUCCGAUUGAAGACACGCCUGAAGAAGAGCCAAAAGAUCAACGUUGGAAUCGUUGCUUAACCUCGACCCAGUUUCUAUUGGCACCAAUUUUUGCUGUUACAGUAUUAACGCUUGGAAAUGAUACGGCUGGGAAAUAUAUAUUAUAUUCCUUCUUCGUUGGUAUUAUAUCUUCAAUACUGUGCUAUUCGUGUACAAAAGAUGAUGAACCGCCACCUUUUUAUACGUUCCUUUGUUUUUUUGGAUUUGCUAUUGGAAUGGUUUGGAUUUUUCUUGUUGCCAAUGAGGUCGUAGCAUUGCUUCAGGCGCUCGGAUUGAUCAUGGGUCUGAGUGAUGCUAUCUUGGGCUUGACAAUUUUUGCAAUGGGAAACAGCUUGGGUGACUUUGUCGCCAAUAUUACUAUCGCAAAGAUGGGUUUUCCCAUGAUGGCAAUGAGUGCUUGCUUCGGCGGUCCGAUGUUAAGAAUUGGCAUAAGCGGAUCAUACAUGACACUAAAAACACAAAAACCCUAUACAAUCACGGUUUCACCUACUUUAUUCAUUUCCUCACUCGGGCUAUCUACCACCUUGAUUUCAUCUCUAUUCUAUCUGCCACGAAACGACUAUCGUAUGACCAGAGAAUGGGGAUACUACCUUAUUUCGCUAACCCCGUAUUCAUAUCUCGCCGGGAAUUUACAUCCUUUAGCUUCAGUAGUUGUCGCUUUCUCAUUGUUAACCAUCGGAUUUAUUGUGACUAACGCCGUAAUGGUGAAAUUGUUUGGGAAAGAUAAAUUUAAGCCGGCAGGAAAACAUGCUUAUAUCACAGGUGGUAGCACUGGACUCGGAAAAGCACUUGCUGUUCUUCUGGCAAAGAAAGGCGCGAGUGUGACCAUAGUUGCACGCGAUAGAAUAAAAUUAGAUACAGCUUUAGAAGAGAUUAAUGCUGCACGCAUCAACGAAAAUCAAAUAUUCAAUGCAAUUUCUGCAGAUAUGACUAUCCAUGCAGAAGCUGUUCGUGCCUUAGAUGAAGCAGCAACGAAACAUGAUGGCAAGGUUCCAGACUUUAUAUUUUGUUGUGCUGGUGCUGCUAUCCCGGGCACAUUUAUUGAUCAAUCUAUUACUGAAUUCGAAACUGGGAUGAAACUUAAUUAUUUCGGAACUUUGUAUACUGUUCAUGAAGCUGCACGGCGUAUGGCACAACAAGCUGUCAAAGGUAAAAUUGUCAUGGUCAGUUCGGUCAUGGGAUUUAUAGGGUUUUUUGGAUACAGUCAAUACGCGCCGACUAAACAUGCCAUACGGGGUUUGGCUGAUUGUCUUCGUAAUGAACUUAUACUUUAUGAUAUCAGUGUUCAUUGCUAUUUUCCCGGGACUAUUCGGUCGCCUGGUUUAGAGAACGAAAAUAAAACAAAGCCAUUAAUUACGAAACAAAUCGAAGGUGUGGAUGAAGGAUCAACACCAGAGCAGUGUGCAGAGGCAUUAUAUAAAGGUCUGCGAAAAGGUCAAUAUUUUAUUACAUCUGAUAUAAUUGCAAACAUAUUAAGGGCUGGCACGAGAGGGGUCGCACCAUCAAACAAUAUUGUUGUUGAUGGUCUGCUUUGCUUCGUUUCUUGGAUUGUCGCUGGUCCAGCGAGGAUUCUUGGCGACAAAACUGUUAGAGAUGCAAAAUCGACACAUAUACUUUCUAAUGAAAAUAAUUCUUUGACUAAUCCAAGUGAUCCACAAGCUGCUAAAAAAUCUGAUUAG